CAGUCACCCCCGUUAUGACCCUAAUUUCUCUCCGGAGGCCAGUCGCCCCCCUUAUGACCCUAAUUUCUCUCCGGAUAAAACCACAGACCCAAAAACAAGUCUCUCUCCCUUUUUGCUCCCGCUUUGCGCUAUGUAAAAAAACCAGAACCCAAUUUCUUUGUUUCUAGUGCCAGGUGCGUGGCCAUGUCUUUGCGAGCCCUGGUCAAGAGAGGCUCCAUGUCCAGGAAAGGCUUGAGCUUGAGGCUCUCUGCAAUUUCUUUUGCGGAGCAAAAGACGAGAGUAGAAGUAGAGAGAGAAGAAGAGGAUGAUGAAGAAAAUGGGGAAAAUGGAGGGGAAGAGAGUGGGUGGUCAAGCAUGUUUCCCGAGAUUUUGGUUGAUAUUAUACAGAGGGUGGAGUCGAGCUAUGGAGCUUGGCCUCCGCGUAAGAAUGUAGUGGCCUGUGCGUCUGUCUGCCAGAGAUGGAGGGAAAUCACGAGGGGAUUAGUCAAAUCGCCAUUGCAAGGCGGACAGAUCACCUUCCCUUUCUCUCUAAAGCAGCCAGGGCCUCGAGACCAUCCUCUGCAGUGUUUGAUUAAGAGGGACAAGCAGACCUCCACAUUUUACUUGUACCUGGGGCCAACCCAAUGUAAGCCAAUGCUACUACCUACAACAUUUGUGGAUAAAGGGAAGUUCCUCUUGGCAGCUCGUAGAUUUAGGCAUCGUGCUCAUACUGAAUACAUCAUUUCUCUUACGACAGAUGACUUCUCCCAAGGGAGCAGUGCAUACAUGGGAAAACUAAGCUCUGAUUUCCUCGGCACUAAGUUCACCAUCUUCGACAGUCAGCCCCCCUAUAAUGGGGCCCACCCCACUAACAGCCGGUCCAGCCGCUGCUUUGCAUCGAAGCAGAUCUGCCCUCGUUUUCCGGCCAUUGGAAACUACGAGAUUGGUCAGGUCUCCUACAAAUUCAAUCUUCUCCGAUCAAAGGGUCCAAGAAGAAUGCUGUGCGACCUCCACUGCUCCGUUUCAACAGACGCCACGACAAACUCAAGUAAAUUUACUACAGGUUCUGAUAUAGGAGAACCCAAUUCCUGUGCAACCACAAGUCUAAGGAAUAAGGCACCAAAAUGGCACCAACAAUUACAAUGCUGGUGCUUGAAUUUUCAUGGAAGGGUGACUGUGGCUUCAGUGAAGAAUUUCCAGCUUGUUGCUUCUGUGGACCCCUCCCAACCUGGGGCUCGAGGAGAUGAUGAGCUUGUGCUCCUUCAAUUUGGCAAGGUUGGAGAUGAUUUGUUUACAAUGGAUUAUAGGCAGCCCCUCUCGGCCUUUCAGGCUUUUGCAAUAUGCCUCACCAGCUUUGGUACCAAGCUCGCCUGUGAAUGAAACACUUCUGAUAAUACUUCUUUUGCGUGUCUUGGAAGGAUCUGUUGUAUUUACGUGUAAUACUUCUUUUGCGUACCUUGGAGGGAUCUGUUGACUUCACCUGUUUCAUGUUGAAAUAGUUUCUAUUUCCAUGUUUAAAGCAUGGAAAAUCACCAAUUCCAUCUUUUGUUAUCUGAAAUAUGUAUAAUGUUCUAAGACAGAUGGAAAUCCACUUGAAUUAUUGUAAAAUUCUUGAAGUCUGCAAAUCUUGUCAGGGCCAAAGGCCAAUACUUGCAUCCA
Messenger RNA from Amborella trichopoda, 1638 nucleotides. It is a transcript of the gene TLP7, whose product is annotated as tubby like protein 7. The record is from RefSeq and is a predicted model, not a curated record. Lineage: Eukaryota; Viridiplantae; Streptophyta; Magnoliopsida; Amborellales; Amborellaceae.